AUGCGCGACGGCAGGCCGCCCUCCCACUUCUGGGGACGCGACACGGUCGACAUCUACAGCGCGACCGGCGCAAACCUAGCGCGCAUCCCGAGCGCGUUCCUCACGCAGUCCAAGACGAACACAUGGGCGUACAUCCUGGACAUCGUGGCGCGCCGGUGCGGCGUGGACUUUAGUCGCGCCGCGCCGAGCGUGCACGCCGACGACGGCAACGGCGCGGCGGUGGACCUGGACUUGGACGCACCGCCACAGGCAGGAAGCUACACGCUCGGCUGGCGCGCCGGCGGGCUCGGCGCACUGGGGCUCGUUCCCCAGGAAGCUGAGUUCUACGCGCCCCCGCCCCCGAUGGAGAGGGAGUUCCGCUCGGUCCACUCGUCGGAUAUGGGCAGCGCAGGCACGUUCCUCACGACCGAGUCGGACGACUUCUACGUCGCCGUCGCGGUGCGUGGCAAGGGCCGAUGCGUCGUGACGGGCCGAUCGCGCCUCGCCGAGCCGACUUACCUCGCGUCCAAGGGUCUCAGCGGGAAAGAGCUGACGAACAUUGCGCGCGUGCGCAUGUGCUCCCCCAACCACCCAGCUAACGGGGUCAUGCUUGACCGGCACUUGGCGGCAGAGUACGCGAAGCACAACUUUGCCUUCUACCCCCUCGGCGGGGCGAGCGAGGGGACGAUUGAGGGGGGGAAGGAGGGAGAGGAGGAAGAGGAGAAAGAGGAGACUGUCCGGUCCCGACUGGGAGCGGCCGUCUAG
This is a messenger RNA of Vanrija pseudolonga, 744 nucleotides long. RefSeq lists its product as uncharacterized. The transcript is spliced from 4 exons. The record is from RefSeq and is a predicted model, not a curated record. Lineage: Eukaryota; Fungi; Basidiomycota; Tremellomycetes; Trichosporonales; Trichosporonaceae. The coding region runs from base 1 to 744 and encodes 247 amino acids.